AUGACACAGAAAGAAGAGGAUAAAGCAAAUAUUUUUGUGAAAGACCUAAUGCAUCCCAAGUGCUUAGCUUUGAAGGCAAAGAAAUCACCCCUUUUCCAUAUACUCAAAGCAAAGAAACUGCAAGUGAACAUCAAAGAGCAAGUGAAAAGGGGGCAGGAAGGUAGAAGGGACACAGUCGUGCUUCUGAGCAAAAUUUGUCCUUUUGUCACUUCUUCAGUUCAUCUUAAAUUUGACACAACAACAGAAGAAGAAGGUGGUCCAGGAAUCAUAAGGAAUUAUGUGCCACCCCCUGAGCUCCAAGAUUCAUUGCCUUCAGUGCAGAUAGCACCUCCAAAGUCAACUGAUAGCCACAGAAAGAAAGGCAGACAACAUCCACCACCAAAAGAAAAGGACAGAGUACAAACAGCAGUCAUGAGCGGCUCAGUGCGCGCCAGUGGCACAGAUUUCAAGGCAAAGACAUCGUCCCCUCCUCAUGUGUUCAGUGUUGCUGAGCACGGUGCUCUGAGUAGGAGAAAGGAACCAUGGCCAAGCAUUGAGGAGAGAGUAGAACAGGGGCAGGGAAGAACAGAAGACCUUGAUGUGGCUCCAACAAAAACUCCUCCUUCCUCGCCUUCUGCAUCUCACCGUAGAUUGGAUGCAGGAACCAAAGGAGAUGAAGACUUGCCUGCAGUUGCAGGAUUCUCUCCUUCACCAUUUCAGCUCCCUGAGUCAUCAGGUGCAGGGGAAAUCAGAUAUGCAGAUUCCAGUCAAGGUAUUAGCUCAUGUAAUGUAAUAAUAAAAACUAAUGGACAUAUGCCAUAUAGAGAGACAAAGGUCAGAGUAAAAACAAAAGACAAGAAAGAUAGAAUAUACCCCAAAAUAAUAACUUUGGAAGCCCAUACAUCCCCACUUACACAUCCACUCAGUAGAAACAGACUACCUUUGAAUGUCAAAGAGCAAGGGAAGGAAGUGCAGGACAGCAAAGGUGAGCCAGAAAUGGUUCUGAGGGAAACUCGUGCCUCCUUACUUUCUCCAUCUUACCUGAAAUGGGACACUAGCAGGAAUGAAAAGGAAGACACAGAAAGAAUAACACAAUCCUGUUUUUCACCACUGAAGGCUUAUGGUCCAUUCAAUCCAAGCAAAAAAGCAGAUGCUAAGUCAUUUGAUGGUUAUUCGUUAAAAGACAAAGAUAGACUCAAAACAGGUAUUGAAGACAAAGUGCUCCCAAGUGAAAAAGCAGAUACUAGGUCAUGUGAUGGUUAUAUGUUAAAAGAGGAAGUUAGACUCAAAACAGAUACUCAAGACAACGUGCUCCUGAUAUCUAUGCAUCAGAACGCAAAGGAAUUACCACUUUCACAUAUACGUGAUACCAAAGAAUUGAAGUGGAAAAUUAAAGAGCAAAAGAGAAGGGUACAGAGAGAGGACAGUGAACUAGUCACAAAACUGAAAAACAUUUAUACUUCUUUACUGGCUCUACCAUAUCUUAAAUCUGAUACAACAGAAGGAGAGGGGUACAUGAUAAGAAUUACAAAAUUGCCUCUCCCACAAGCACAGUCCAACGAAUCAUCAGAAUAUGCUGAAACCAAUGAGGGACAACUUUCAAAAGAUGUAAAAAAAUUAAAAGAACACAUGCUACACAAAGAAGAGAAGGAGAGAGAGAAAUAUGUGGAUAAGAAUAGUAGAGUGGACCACAAUAAUAUGGAUUUGGAAGCAAAGGAAUCACCUAUUUUACUUACAUACAAUCUAAGUGACCUUCCGUGGAAAACUAAAGGGCAAGAAGGGAAGGUUCAGGAAGAUAAACGGGAGCCGGGUGAUGCAACACUGACUGAGACUUGCACUUCUAAAUCUUCUCCUCUUCACCUUGACAAAAACACCAGCCUCAGAGAAGAGGGCAUGCCAAUGUUAUCAAGACCCUCUUUUCCCCCAGUAAACUUCCAGAAAUCAUCAGGUUCUGAGGAACUGGUACAUGCAGAGCCAAUGGCUAGUGAUACUGUCAUCAGUCCCCCAAAAGAAAAACAACAUUUGCCCCAGAACAAGGAAGAGGAUGGAGUAGAAAGAGGAAACCUCGUGUCCCCCAAACAUCAUGAAAAGGAGAUGCAGGAAAGUAAAGAUGGACCAGGUAUGGUUCUGACCAAAUCUUCUACUUCAUCACCAUCUCUCCCUGCCCUCAAAUUGGAUAAAGAAGUACAAGUCAAUGAUGAAAUGCUAGCACUUAAAAGGUCUGUUUUGCCGAGAAUAUCGUGUGCAGGGGAAAUGGUACAUACAGAUUCAAUUAGUGGUGAUACCAUGAAAGAUGUUCAAAACCUGACCAAAUCUUCUACUUCAUCACCAUCUCUCCCUGCCCUCAAAUUAGAUAAAGAAGUACAAGUCAAUAAUGAAAUGCUAGCACUUAAAAGUGAAGAGAAGCUUUUGCAGACUACAAUGAGUGGAAAACGUUAUUCUUUAGUCCCCUUAACGGAAUCAGAUAUUAAAUUACAUCUUUCAAAAAGCCAAGGCAAACCUCACAGGCAUUCAGAAAGCAAAGAACGGAAGAAGGCCAAAUUGGAUUUAUCUAGAAAGAACAACACUCCUUGGGAAUGUGAUGACAGUUAUACACAGAGUAAAGAGAAACGCACAAGAAAGGAGAAAGUACAGGAUUAUGAGUCAGAAAGAUCAGAUUAUUUCCCAAGCAAACAUAAGUCAGCAUCAAAACCUCCUCAAGAGGAUAUCAGCUUCCAUUCUGAAAGAAAACAAAACCAGCCAUUUUUUUAUGCCUGUAUACCAUCAGACUCGCUGGAGAUUAUACCCCAAACCGUUCGCUGGACUAUUCCCCCCAACACUUUAAGGAAGAAGAACUUCAGAAUUCCCCGGGUGGCCAAGAUUUCAAGUUCUUGCAACAUAUGGAGUUCAUCCAAAAAGCUGCUGGGGUCGCUGUUAGGGUCCUUCAGCCUCGCUUGUCAAAAAUGA
Messenger RNA from Eubalaena glacialis (North Atlantic right whale), 2925 nucleotides. It is a transcript of the gene LRTM3, whose product is annotated as coiled-coil domain containing 168. The record is from RefSeq and is a predicted model, not a curated record. The transcript has 2 exons. NCBI's taxonomy places the organism in Eukaryota, Metazoa, Chordata, Mammalia, Artiodactyla, Balaenidae. The coding region runs from base 1 to 2925 and encodes 974 amino acids.